AUGGUUGUUUCCCUAGUAGGGAGGCGUUCUGAUGUAACCGCCACCACAUUCUCUUACCUUUCAAGAACUAUAUAUCAGAUUCUAAGUGUCAUGGUCUCAGAGGGUGUGAUUGACAAAGAAAAGUUCGAUUCCUUUUAUGUGCCAGUGUAUGAACCUUCUAGUAAAGAGGUGAGAGAGAUCAUCGAAGAAGAGGGCUCCUUUUCAAUCAAGGAGAUGCAAGUGCAUGACCCUACAACCGAUAUGAACAAUGCUCUCAACACCCCAAGCAAGUUCGUCAAUCUCUUGAGAGCUUUAUGUGAGCCAAUAUUAGUACAACAUUUUGGACAUGUCAUGUAUGAAUUCGUGAGCACCGCGGAGCAUCACUGGAGCCUAGAGGGCAACUUGUUAGGUCCUUAUGCUAUAUUGGCCAUAUCCCUUGCAAAGGCAUGA
Triticum turgidum subsp. durum (durum wheat) is the source of this 429-nucleotide messenger RNA. The record is from the annotation of a GenBank genome assembly. NCBI's taxonomy places the organism in Eukaryota, Viridiplantae, Streptophyta, Magnoliopsida, Poales, Poaceae.